This is a messenger RNA of Gorilla gorilla gorilla (western lowland gorilla), 3718 nucleotides long. RefSeq names its product taste 2 receptor member 10 (gene TAS2R10). Gene Ontology annotation, molecular function: bitter taste receptor activity; G protein-coupled receptor activity. Gene Ontology annotation, cellular component: membrane. Gene Ontology annotation, biological process: sensory perception of taste; G protein-coupled receptor signaling pathway. The record is from RefSeq and is a predicted model, not a curated record. The transcript has a single exon. The coding region runs from base 131 to 1054 and encodes 307 amino acids. Lineage: Eukaryota; Metazoa; Chordata; Mammalia; Primates; Hominidae.
GGCAAUUUCAAGUCUUUAUAUAAUGAAAGAGAAGAAAGUCACACUUCCGUCGAGCAGCCAAUAUAUGCCUCAUUCUGCAGCAGGUAAUCUAAGAUAGAUGUAACAGAAGCAAUAUUAAGAAUUAGCAGAUAUGCUGCGUGUAGUGGAAGGCAUCUUCAUUUUUGUUGUAAUUAGUGAGUUAGUAUUUGGGGUUUUGGGGAAUGGAUUUAUUGGACUUGUAAACUGCAUUGACUGUGCCAAGAAUAAGUUAUCUACGAUUGGCUUUAUUCUCACCGGCUUAGCUAUUUCAAGAAUUUUUCUGAUAUGGAUAAUAAUUACAGAUGGAUUUAUACAGAUAUUCUCUCCAGAUAUAUAUGCCUCCGGUAACCUAAUUGAAUAUAUUAGUUACUUUUGGGUAAUUGGUAAUCAAUCAAGUAUGUGGUUUGCCACCAGCCUCAGCAUCUUCUAUUUCCUGAAGAUAGCAAAUUUUUCCAACUACAUAUUUCUCUGGUUGAAGAGCAGAACAAAUAUGGUUCUUCCCUUCAUGAUAGUAUUCUUACUUAUUUCAUCGUUACUUAAUUUUGCACACAUUGCGAAGAUUCUUAAUGAUUAUAAAAUGAAGAAUGACACAGUCUGGGAUCUCAACAUGUAUAAAAGUGAAUACUUUAUUAAACAGAUUUUGCUAAAUCUGGGAGUCAUUUUCUUCUUUACACUAUCCCUAAUUACAUGUGUUUUUUUAAUCAUUUCCCUUUGGAGACACAACAGGCAGAUGCAAUCGAAUGUGACAGGAUUGAGAGACUCCAACACAGAAGCUCAUGUGAAGGCAAUGAAAGUUUUGAUAUCUUUCGUCAUCCUCUUUAUCUUGUAUUUUAUAGGCAUGGCCAUAGAAAUAUCAUGUUUUACUGUGCGAGAAAACAAACUACUGCUUAUGUUUGGAAUGACAACCACAGCCAUCUAUCCCUGGGGUCACUCAUUUAUCUUAAUUCUAGGAAACAGCAAGCUAAAGCAAGCCUCUUUGAGGGUACUGCAGCAAUUGAAGUGCUGUGAGAAAAGGAAAAAUCUCAGAGUCACAUAGACACCUUGGGAAGAAAUGGAUGUUCCACGAAAAGAAUCCAGUGAAUAAAUCCUUGAAGAUCUGUUUCAUUGCAGAAGAUCUGCAUUCUUGCAUUGUCUUUUUAACUGUGUCAUUAAAGAUCACUGAAAUCUUCCAUAACUGUUUUGACUAUGUUUCAGGGAAUCUCAGUCUUUGAGGAGAUUUUAAUCUCACAUGCAAAUUCAGUGGCUUAGUCAGCUUCCCCACCCUGCAACUUCUUCCUACAAACUUCCUAGAGGAAAGCCAUCAGCCUGGAGACUAUUCGCUGUAAAGAUUAUAACAGUGAGAAUAAGCUCUAAAAUAAAACUUCUUGUUGUGCUUUACCUGACUUUUCUGAAGCAAGGACACCCAUUCUCCCAGAAAACCCAAAGAAAAAAAGGAAAGAAAGAAAAGUAGAUCAAUCUUGACAUUUAGAACAUGGAAGUGAGGAUAGAUGGUGGUACUUCUUUACAGAAUGCUAUUUUAAUUAUUUAAAGGUUUUCUUUUCAUUUUUUAAAAUCUAACAUCCUUUUUUACUGGUGUAUGAUGUGUAGCAAGUAGUCAGAGGAAUAGAUGUAGUUCUGUGAAAUAUAGCUAGGGAAACAAGGGUCUAGUUGAGGGAUAUGGGAUCAAAACACUGAUGAAAUAAAUAUGCUCUUCAAAAUCAGUGAUUUGAGAUAAGGCAGGUUAUGAACCAAUUAAAGUUGAGUAAAGAUUUUUCUAGAAGCAUCGAUCCAAAGGCUGCAAGAUUCAACACAGUCCCUGAUCAAAGGACACAAGAUGAACACAGGAUAGAAUCUGUGUGAAAUAUGAAAUGUUCUAUCUUCGGGCUUCAUACACACACACACAUGAACAUGCACACACAUACAUUCGUAUACACAAACUUGCACUCACAGAAACGUUUCAAAUUUUCAGUUUUAAAGUUAAUUUUUAUGUCCAACCCAGGUUAUAAACUCAGUGACUUAUUUUGGCAUCUUCCGAAAGUGCCUUGAUCUCAUACUUAUGGCCUAAUGAGUGGAAUAUUUCCAAAUAUAAGGACUUAAUUAAUUUUCUUUGUCAGGUUUCCAAAUCAAUAUUUUUAUAUUUUUAAACUAUUGUGUUUAGAAUGUACAGAUAGUUAAGAGAUAACAGAAAAAAAAACCUAAUGCUGCUGCCUAUUUCAACCAAAUAUACCAGGUUGGCUCAUUUGAAAUUAUAUUGUAUAAAGAACUAUGUUCUCUGUAUAGAUUAUGUUGAUUAUGUAGAAUUUAUUCAUUUUCCCAUGUUUUCAAAAAUUAUUUGUAAUAAUCUUUUUAAGGGGUACAUAAUAACUCCCCUUGCAAAUAUACAAUAAUAUACUUAGUGUUUAUCAUAUCAUUUACGUUUAAGUUGUCUUCAGUUUUCCACUGUUAGAAAUAAACAUAAUAUGAGUAUUAUAGAGCGUGAAUACUAUUCAUUCAUACGAAUACUAUUUGAAUGCUAACUUGGCUAGGUAUUGAGGAUAUAGUAGUGAACAACAUACCAAUAUAAUGGAUAAUAUAUUCUAAUAGAAAACAAAUGAAUAGCUAGCUAACUUAAACAAUUAUAUUUAUGAUAUUGGGAGAGAAAAACUAUAGGAUGCUGACCUGACCUGGUCAUGAGAAUGGACAAGAUGUCACUGUGGUUAAGAUGGUUUAAUUUGAUAUCUUAAUAAUGUGUAGGAGUACGGUGGACAAACGAGGAGAAAUUUGGGGUGGGAAACCAUCAUGUCAAGGCCUUGAAGCAAGAAGGAGUAGAAGAGGGUAGUCCAGAAACUAAAGGUCCAGUAUGACUAAUAUAUAGAGACAGUAGUAUGUAAAUUAUUUUUAAGGAAAAUUCCAAUGGGGAGAAACUUGAUAAAUUCCUUGCAGAAUUGAUAAAUUGCUCUGUAGAUAUAGUAAACCUAUAUGUUAAUAGUGAAAAAAUAUCCAUCCUGUUGCAGUCUCAAAAUCAAACAGGUUAUUAUUUUUAAUGUCACUACUUUGAUUGCAAAAAUAUCUUUAUUUCACAUAUAUUUGAUUACUAGUGAAGUUAAGCAUUAUUACAGGAUUAACCAAUAGCAUAUACUUUUUGGGAAUUGUUCAUUUGUUUUCUCCUUAUUUUUUCAUGUCUUAUAGUUUUUCUUACCAAUUUUGUGACUACUUUACACAUUAACACUAUGCCAUAUAUGUGUUAUGAUUUUUUCUUAAUUUGCUGUUUAGUAAGUAACUAGUUUGUAAUGUUUGGGGCAAUAGGUGGGUAAUUUACAUGAUCUCAUAUUGAUUUAUGUUUUCUUCUGCUAUUUUUGCCAAUAUUAGCUUAUUUUUACUGAUACCUGUUCCUUUCAUCAAAAGCUCCAUUUUGUACUAUAAAAUACAGUUUCAUCUAAAAUUAGCAAACACAAAAAUAUAUAAAGAAGAAAUUGAUUAUGCACAUUUGCAGUACUCAACUAACCAUUGUUAACAUGUUUCUACAUACGUUGUAAAAUACAUCUCAACAUAGAUAGAUGACAGAUAAUAAGCAUGUUACUUAAAAAAUCUGUUUUGAUUAGAUUUAUACAUAAACUGGAUGUCUAGGUUCUUUAUCUGUAGAUAUUGAGAUUAUAGAUAAUUUUUAUUUUCUUGUAGUAUUAUGUAAUUUUCUAUGCAAUAAUUUAUGUCAUAUGAAAAAUAUAAUUAAAUAAAAGAUGAG